This is a messenger RNA of Physcomitrium patens, 1678 nucleotides long. RefSeq lists its product as uncharacterized. Gene Ontology annotation, cellular component: mitochondrial nucleoid. The record is from RefSeq and is a predicted model, not a curated record. Gene Ontology annotation, molecular function: single-stranded DNA binding. Gene Ontology annotation, biological process: mitochondrial DNA replication; positive regulation of helicase activity. NCBI's taxonomy places the organism in Eukaryota, Viridiplantae, Streptophyta, Bryopsida, Funariales, Funariaceae.
ACGACGAAGAGCUCCUCACACAACCGAAGAAGCGUUGGCUUCCAACCCCCCCCCCCCCUCGCCCAUCGCUGUAUUGCUAUCCCACUUUGUACUCCGCCGAGUUUCGGACUCGCCCACUCGGAUCUUCCUUGAAUGCAGCACCCAGCUCGGCCUUCGAUUUCCCUCGCGGUUUUGGGCGAAGAAGAGUCGGAGGUUUCUCACUACUGCGACCAAUUCUCUCGGUUUCGUUUGCGGUUGGGUUUUUUUUUUUUUUUUUUUUUUUUUUUUUUGAAUCGUGGCGAUUCGUUGCCGUGGAGAAAGUCUGGAGGUGGCGCGCCGAGGUUUAGCUGGUAUGGCCCAUCAGCUGUCGCGUGUGGCGGCGAGGAAGCUUUACUCGCUUGGCGCUGGAGGAAACUUACGAACGUUAGGAUCUGGCUAUGCUAAGGCCAAUUGGUUUAGCACGCAAGAAUUUAACGAUGCUUCUCGAGAUACUGUAUCAGAUUCAAAUAUACAAGUUCCAGAGUUUAACCGGGGUCAGUUCGAUGCUUCUCCUGAUUCUUUUUCAUUCAAUUCCGUCGCUUCUUCGGAACCUCUAAUCAGUGGAGAGCAAUCUGACCAGCCUGCGUUUAAGCCUUCAGACAACUAUUCAUCUGGCCGCGCCUACCAACCUCGUGGUGUCUACAAGGCUAUACUUUUGGGAGAAGUCGGCCAAGCUCCCGCACAAAAAAUCCUGAAGAGUGGGCGAGCAGUCACUGUAUUCUCUGUGGGCACUGGAGGAAUGCACCUCAAUCGUAGGAUGUUUGAUGGGGAAACUCCUGAAGAGUUUGCAGAACGGAGCAACAUGCAGUGGCAUAGAGUAGCUGUAUAUCAAGAAAAGGUUGGCAACCUCAUCUUGCGCUCUAUGAAGCAGGGGGCACAGGUUUAUGUGGAAGGCAAUAUGGAAACAAGAGUUUAUACCGACCCUGUUACACAACAAGUGAAGCGAAUCCGAGAAAUUGCAGUACGCCAGAAUGGACGACUUUUAUUUAUGGAUACAGCGUCAACAGACAAGGAUUUACAGUUCAGCGAAAAUCCGUUGGAUUCAGUAGAUCCAAUUACUAAUCAUCCAGGGUCGUCAGAGCAGUCCCUAGGUGUAUAAGUUGCUUUCUAUUGCACCAUUUUCUACAGCUGAGUUUUGCGGAAGUAUCACCUUAAGAUUUUUGAAGGAAGACUUUGAUUCUUACCCUUUUCUACAUAAACCAUCUGGUUUGCAUCUGGUGCCUUAAACAGCUAUCACUGGAGGACGGAUCUGGUAACUGAUUAUUGUCUAUCAGCAUUUGGAUUGCACGUUAGAUCGACACAGUGGCAUUUACUACAUUGCCCAAACAGGAUAUUUACACAGAAUUCUUUAUGAUUCUCUUUAACAGUUUUAUUCAGUGUAGACCAUAUUCUAAAGGAGUCAGUGGAAGAUGAAUCUUGCAAGUAGUGCUGGAUUAGCGUCUUUCCUUCUGUACUUCUCAGUCAGUUCUGCAGAUGGCUUGCUUGAUGCAUUCCUUUACUUGAUACGCUCACACAGUAUGGUUUUAAUGAGUUCUGUGUGAUACUGCAAUUCUAUUUGUCCAAAUUCAGUUGUAAGAUGGUAGUAAUGAAAGCCAAGUUUUUCAGGCUUAGAUCACUUGCUAGGGACAUUAGUGGCAAUAAUGCAUCUAAUUAUGACUUC